AUGGCCGAUUUCGACGAGCUGUUGCCGGAAAAGAAACGUUGUCUCACUCUGAGCAGAUGCUGUUGGACACAGGCUGUUAAAACAAUUCUUCUGCAGAUUCCUUCCCUUGGAAAACAGGUAUCUGCGGCUGCAGGCUACUCAAAGUUUGUAAGCAGUGAAAUGAGCAAAGCUGAAGCAUUGCUAAAGGGCCUCAACAGAACCGAGCGACAAAGAAUACUCGAUGAUUAUAACCAACAUGGAGCCAGGACCAACCAACCUUCAAUAAAGCCCGUCUUUGCGCCCACUUCUACUCUCUCAGGUACACCCGCCUUAGCCAAUAACAAUAAUAGUAGUAGUAGCAGUAAUCUAUCCACGCCAGUUGGCAUCAUCCCACUGAAGGAAGAAAUAGUGGCACGGGCAGCUGCACUUGGGCGUGGUGCCACAACGGGCAUACGGCGCAUCCUAGCUUUAAUCGAGUCCACUACCAAGGAUCUAAAGGAUGGACCCCUUAGAAAACUUUUCAUCGGGUAA
This is a messenger RNA of Striga asiatica, 510 nucleotides long. Lineage: Eukaryota; Viridiplantae; Streptophyta; Magnoliopsida; Lamiales; Orobanchaceae. The record is from the annotation of a GenBank genome assembly.